Aspergillus alliaceus is the source of this 1338-nucleotide messenger RNA. Its product is annotated as tubulin beta chain. Bases 1 to 1338 code for a protein of 445 amino acids. Gene Ontology annotation, molecular function: structural constituent of cytoskeleton; GTP binding; GTPase activity. The transcript has 8 exons. Gene Ontology annotation, biological process: microtubule cytoskeleton organization; mitotic cell cycle. The record is from RefSeq and is a predicted model, not a curated record. NCBI's taxonomy places the organism in Eukaryota, Fungi, Ascomycota, Eurotiomycetes, Eurotiales, Aspergillaceae. Gene Ontology annotation, cellular component: cytoplasm; microtubule.
AUGCGUGAGAUCGUGCACCUUCAAACUGGCCAGUGUGGUAACCAAGUUGGUACCGCCUUCUGGCAAAUCAUCUCCGGCGAACAUGGUCUCGAUGCGUCGGGAGUAUACCAAGGCACUGAUGACCAAGAGUUGGAGCGGAUGAAUGUUUAUUUCAAUGAGGUCGACAACAAGAAAUAUGUCCCCCGUGCGGUCCUCGUAGACUUGGAACCCGGCACCAUGGACGCCGUCCGUGCUGGCCCCUUUGGUCAACUUUUCCGCCCUGAUAAUUUCGUCUUCGGCCAGUCAAGCGCAGGAAAUAACUGGGCGAAGGGACACUAUACGGAAGGUGCUGAGUUGGUUGAUUCCGUGGUUGAUGUGGUUCGUCGUGAAGCCGAAAGCUGUGACUGUCUGCAAGGAUUCCAGAUCACUCACUCCCUGGGAGGUGGUACUGGGUCUGGUAUGGGAACUCUUUUGAUCUCUAAGAUUCGCGAGGAAUUCCCUGAUCGCAUGAUGGCCACAUUCUCCGUGGCGCCUUCCCCCAAGGUCUCGGAUACUGUGGUUGAGCCCUACAAUGCGACAUUGUCCGUUCACCAAUUGGUGGAGCAUUCUGACGAGACUUUCUGCAUUGAUAAUGAGGCUCUCUACGAUAUCUGCCACCGCACGUUGAAGUUGUCUUCUCCUUCCUAUGGCGACCUUAACCAUCUUGUCUCGGCCGUCAUGUCUGGAAUUACCGUCAGUCUUCGGUUCCCUGGUCAGCUCAAUUCCGACUUGCGGAAACUCGCCGUGAACAUGGUGCCCUUCCCUCGACUUCAUUUCUUCAUGGUGGGCUUUGCACCACUAACCAGCCGGGGAUCCUCCUCGUUCCGCGCAGUUUCUGUUCCUGAAUUGACACAACAGAUGUUUGACACGAGAAAUAUGAUGGCUGCUGCUAAUUUCCACAAUGGCCGCUUUUUGACUUGCUCCGCAAUCUUCCGCGGAAAAGUCUCCACGAAGGAGGUUGAAGAUCAAAUGCGUGGCAUUCAGACUAAGAACAGCGGCUACUUCGUCGAAUGGAUCCCGAACAAUAUCCAAACCACCGUUUGCUCCGUACCACCCAAGGGCCUGAAGAUGUCUUCGACUUUCAUUGGUAAUUCGACGUCUAUCCAGGAGUUGUUCCAGCGUAUCGGGAACCAGUUCACUAGCAUGUUCCGUCGCAAGGCGUUCUUGCAUUGGUAUACCGGUGAGGGUAUGGACGAGAUGGAGUUCACCGAAGCCGAAAGUAAUAUGAAUGAUCUGGUGUCGGAGUACCAGCAGUACCAAGAAGCCUCCAUCUCCGACGGUGAGGGAUUGGAAUAUGGCGAGGAGGAGCCCGAGGAGUAG